CAAAUCGUACUUCUUGAAAGCACGAGGGCGUGCCGUCGGCAUGUCUACGGCUGGCAGCAACGUGGGGCAGAUGAUGAUGCCACACCUGGUGCGUUUCCUGCUGGAGAACUACGGCUUCAGCGGCGCCAUGCUGGUGCUGGGAGGCGUGGCGAUGCACCUUCCGGCAUGCAGCCUCCUCUACCAGCCGCUGGAGUGGCACGCCGAGCGCCGACCAGUCGCCAGCGAGCUGAAGCCGCUGAAGGGCGAGCCAGACAGUUCCACAGAUCGCACUGCAGUGGACAAGGAGUCGCCCAAGGUCCGACAACCGAGGCGUUUCGCGUCCGUGACGUCACUAGCCACAUCCGAGCUGGGCGACAUGAGCGAAGCCAUACCUGUCGAUAACAAGAAGUGCCUACCUCCCACUAGCGAAGAAGACCCAGGCCCUGUCCAGCAGAAGACUCAGCCAGUGUGGCGUCGAGUGAUGGCUUUCAUGGACCUGGACCUGCUGCGGAACUGGGUGUACCUCAACGUGAUGUUCGGCUCGGCGUGCAUGACCGUGGCGGCCAUCAACUUCUCGCUGCUGCUGCCCUUGUACCUGCAGCGCCACCUCCACCUCUCGCUGUCGGAGACGGCGCUCUGCCUCACCGUGACGGCCGCCGGGGACUUCGUGUCCAGGAUCACGGUGCCUUCUUUCACGGACCGCUUCAAGAUCAGGCCGCGCCUUACGUUCUUGGUGGGCGCCAUCUUCUGUACAAUCACUCGCUCAGUGAUAGCCACGUCCUCUAGCACGGUGGCGCUGUAUGUGUGGAACACUCUGGCUGGAUUCUCUCGAGGCGCCGCCAUCAUCAACAUUAACCUGUGCGUUGCCGAAGUGUGCCCCGACCACAAGCUUCCAGCCGCCGUAGGCCUUAACAUGGUGACAAGCGGCGUUUUCCUCUUCACCCUUGGACCCGCUAUAGGUUACGUCCGUGACGCGACAGGAGACUACCCACUGUGUAUUCACCUGCUGACUGUGUUGUUGCUCGUCGCCAUGGCGGCUUGGCUCAUAGAGGGCGCCAUGCAUUGGUGCCACCGAAAGAGAUGAUUCCAAACUUCAGUUAACGAUGAAGAGUAACCAGACGGAGAACAAUGAUGUCUCUCUCUACAUCUGAACAGGAAUCUUAUAUUUAAAGCAUUAUUGCACAUCUGUAAGCUUCUUCAUGAAAUCUCAUAGGGAAAUUAAGUUAUAAAUUGUGUGUUUAUUUGACGUGUGUUAAUUUCAUCUUUACUCAUGUUACCCUUCUGGCAGAAAUCAACAAUGCUAACUUCUCAAUAUUUAUAGUGGGACGUCACAUGGAACAUAUUGUAAGUUAACCACA
Molecule: messenger RNA, 1337 nt
Organism: Schistocerca americana (American grasshopper)
Lineage: Eukaryota; Metazoa; Arthropoda; Insecta; Orthoptera; Acrididae
Exons: 4
Coding region: 41-1063 (340 amino acids)
Biological process (GO): transmembrane transport; monocarboxylic acid transport
Molecular function (GO): monocarboxylic acid transmembrane transporter activity
Source: RefSeq, a predicted model, not a curated record